AUGACAGCAAGGGCACAUGCAUCUCACAUGGGCGUACAGUACACCACCAACACUGCACGAGACAUAAUGUACUGGCCACGUAUGCACACAGAACUGGUGGAGGCAGUCCAACGCUGCGCAAUCUGCCAGGAGUCACAACCAGCUCUCCCAAAGGAACCCCUCAUGACACACCCAGUACCCAAGAAACCGUGGCAACUAGUCGCGAGUGACUGUUUUGAGGUCAAUGGACAAAAGUACUGCGUACUAGUAGACCUCUACUCAGACUACAUCGACUUGCGCGCCCUGGAAGACAUGACUUCCAAAUCGCUAAUCAAGGAACUGAAGCCAGUGUUUGCCACCCACGGCAUUCCUCACACCUUGAUCACAGACAACGGAUCAAACUACGUGUCACGCGAGUUCAAACAGUUCGCGAAUGACUGGGACAUUGAACACACUACCUCAAGCCCCUACCACUCCAAAUCCAACGGAAAAGCAGAGUCCGCGGUCAAAAUCGCCAAGGGACUUGUGACCAAAGCUGCCAAAGACAAAAGUGAAGUGUGGAAGGCUAUCCUUGAAUGGAGGAACACCACCACUCCGGGAAUGUCCAGCUCUCCGGCACAGCGCUUAAUGUCUCGACGAACGCGCUCAUUCCUCCCUUGCAAGAGCUCACUGUACAAGCCCCAGGUUGUAGAGGCCGUCACCGAGCAAGUCGUGACCAAAAGACAGACAGCUAAACUGUAUCACGACCGCACUGCCGAAAGCCUCCCUGAUCUGGUUGUCGGACAGCCAGUUCGCGCCAAAACUCGACCCAAGGUUGAAAGCUCCCCAUGGACCCCGGGAGUGAUAAAAGCCAAAGUUGCGCCACGCAGCUACAUCGUAGAAGUCGGUAGCAAAUGCUACAGACGCAACCGCGUUCACCUCAGAGACAGUCGGGAAAACGCUAAACAACCUACAACACCAGUCACAUGCGUGAGUGAACCUCAGCUCAUGCAGCAACCAGCUAGCACCGAGCCACCCAACUCGAGUGCCGCCAUUCCGGUCGCUAAGGCACAAGAAGUGCCUUCCGCUCCGACAGACAAACCUCCAGGACUGAACACCAACGCUACCAUUACCAGAUCCGGUCGCAUUUCCAGACCACCAAAGAGACUUAUCGAGUCAUAA
Molecule: messenger RNA, 1140 nt
Organism: Patiria miniata (bat star)
Lineage: Eukaryota; Metazoa; Echinodermata; Asteroidea; Valvatida; Asterinidae
Exons: 1
Coding region: 1-1140 (379 amino acids)
Biological process (GO): DNA integration
Molecular function (GO): nucleic acid binding
Source: RefSeq, a predicted model, not a curated record